Messenger RNA from Vicia villosa (hairy vetch), 684 nucleotides. RefSeq lists its product as uncharacterized. Lineage: Eukaryota; Viridiplantae; Streptophyta; Magnoliopsida; Fabales; Fabaceae. The transcript has a single exon. The record is from RefSeq and is a predicted model, not a curated record. Bases 1 to 684 code for a protein of 227 amino acids.
AUGCAAGGCAUGCAAGGGCAACAACCAACCGCUCCUACUCCUCAGGCUGCAGCAGGGCCUGACUUUCGUGCUUUCUUUCGGAUGGAUCUGCCAGAGUUCUUGGGUGGCUUAGACCCUGUGAUUGCGCAUGAUUGGCUAUAUGCUAUGGAGAUGAUAUUCCAGGCUAUUCAGUGCACAGAGGAAGAGAAGGUGAUUUUUGCUGCUCAGAAAAUGAAGGGGCCAGCAGGUAGAUGGUGGAAUACGGAGUCUACGUAUUUCACUAACCGAGGGAUUCCAAAGGAUUGGAAACAUUUCAAGACAGCUUUCUUGGGGAAGUACUAUCCCAACAGUGUGCGUGCUUUGAAGGAGCGUGAAUUUCAAUCUUUCAAGCAAGGAAACAUGUCGGUAUCUGAAUAUGCUGAGAAGUUUGAGGACAUGGCUGCCUAUUCCAGACAAGCUGCCUAUGCACCAGAUGAGUUGUGGAAGAUUUAUCAGUUCCUUAUGGGGCUGAAUGCUGAUAUUGUGCACAGUGUGUCUCAAAGGGAGUUUACCACCUAUGCUGAGUGUUUGAGGCAAUGCUAUGUUGCCGAGAACAUAUUGAAGAGAGUCCAAGAUGAAAGAGAACAGAAUAAGCCGGUUCGUAGGGAACAAGGAAGGUCGGGGCAGCAUUUGAAACCCCGCAAUUCUCCAGCCAUGAAGAAGUAG